This is a messenger RNA of Gloeophyllum trabeum ATCC 11539, 2267 nucleotides long. Its product is annotated as P-loop containing nucleoside triphosphate hydrolase protein. The transcript has 11 exons. Gene Ontology annotation, cellular component: mitochondrial inner membrane. Gene Ontology annotation, molecular function: ABC-type transporter activity; ATP binding; ATP hydrolysis activity. Lineage: Eukaryota; Fungi; Basidiomycota; Agaricomycetes; Gloeophyllales; Gloeophyllaceae. The record is from RefSeq and is a predicted model, not a curated record. Gene Ontology annotation, biological process: intracellular iron ion homeostasis; transmembrane transport. Bases 82 to 2202 code for a protein of 706 amino acids.
CUGCGAUUUACGCAUGUUGUGUCUUCUGCUCUCUUUCUUCAUGACUAUAAAGCCGGUCAUUGCUCUACAUCGCCAGCAACCAUGACGGUCUUUGCCCGGGCGAUCCUGAAGAGACCGCCGUGUUGGGGUGCUGCUUUGCAAUGUCGGACUUGCUGGAUCCGGAGCUCUGCAGCUUGCUCGCCUUUCAGAUAUCAGCACUUUGGUGGUUUGGAAUCUUCUCCGCCGCUGCUCGAAUGCCUACGGAGAACCUAUCAGACGAGUGCGCCUGCUGGUAAGGCUGCGGAAGAAUCAAAAGUGCAACCCAAACCAUCCCCGAAGGGGGCGCAGGCCGCGCCUGAUCCAGUCGCGAACGCUGAACACCCAACUGCAAAGGAGCAACGGAGAACGGACUGGACCAUCAUCAAGCAGCUGGCAGUGAACAUCUGGCCACCAAAUGACUGGUCGGUGAAGGGGAGGGUACUGUUCGGUUUGGGUUUGCUCGUCGCUGGGAAAGUGCUGAACGUCCAAGUUCCAAUGGUCUUCAAAGGCAUCAUCGAUUCUCUCAAUCUUGAUAUUACGGCCGGCUCGACUGUUUGGGUCGUAUGCGGGUCAUUGAUCCUGGGUUACGGUGCCGCUCGAAUUGGCGCAACCCUCUCCGGUGAAUUGCUCAAUGCCGUCUUCGCUUCGGUCGGACAACGCGCCGUUCGGAAAGUAGCACGGGAGACGUUCGAUCACCUGCUCAACCUGGACCUGAAGUUCCACUUGUCGAGGCAGACAGGAGGACUCACUCGCGCCAUUGACCGCGGGACGAAAGGCAUAACAUUCAUAUUACAGGCUGUUAUAUUCCGCAUAGUACCUACCGCCUUAGAAAUCUCUCUCGUAUGCGGGAUACUGUCGUACAAAUUCGGGUGGGACUUUGCCGCAAUCACGUUGCUCACCAUGGCUGCCUACACUUGGUUUACGGUCCGAACUACAUCAUGGCGUACGCGCUUCCGCCGGGAGGCAAAUCAAGCCGACAACAGGGCUGCUACAGUGGCUGUCGACUCCUUGAUUAACUAUGAGGCUGUCAAGCACUUCAAUAACGAGAAAUAUGAGAUCUCCCAAUACGACAAGCACCUAAGCUCCUACGAGAAGGCCUCCAUCAAGAUCACCACGUCUCUAGCUUAUCUGAACUCGGGGCAGAAUAUUAUCUUCUCAACCGCCCUGACUAUGAUGAUGUUCCUGGCCGCGCAGGGUGUCAUUAAAGGGACAAUGACCGUCGGGGAUCUCGUUAUGGCCAAUCAGCUGGUGUUCCAACUUUCGUUGCCACUCAACUUCUUGGGCACGAUCUACCGCGAGAUGCGGCAAAGUCUGUUGGACAUGGAGACAUUGUUCAACCUCACGAACCAGAAUCAGCCCCGAAAGGACGCCCCAGAUGCCAAACCCCUCGAGUUCCGGGGCGGCUCUAUCCGCUUCGAAAACGUCAACUUUGGAUACCACCCAGACCGCCCGAUCUUCCGCGAUCUAUCCUUCACGGUUCCUGCCGGUAAGAAGGUGGCUAUCGUUGGACCGUCUGGCUGUGGCAAGUCUACCGUCUUCCGCCUGCUUUUCCGUUUCUAUGAACCUUCAUCGGGUCGCAUAUUUGUCGACGACCAGGACAUCCAUUCCGUCACCAUCGAGAGCCUGCGCAAGUUGAUCGGGGUUGUCCCGCAGGAUACGCCGCUCUUUCAUGCCGAUAUCAUGCACAACGUGCGCUAUGGCAGGCUAGAUGCGACUGACGAGGAGGUCAUCGAGGCAGCGCGGAAGGCGCAGGUUCAUGAGACUGUCGCGAGCCUACCCGAAGGAUACAGCACAAAGGUCGGUGAGAGAGGGCUGAUGAUUAGUGGAGGGGAGAAGCAAAGGCUGGCAAUUGCGCGGGUCCUGCUCAAGGACCCUCCCAUCCUAUUCUUUGACGAAGCGACGUCUGCACUAGAUGCCCACACCGAGAAUGAGCUCAUGCGCAACAUCGAUUCCACUCUCCUAGACAAGCAGAGAACAAGCAUAUUCAUCGCGCACCGGCUGCGCACUAUCAUUGAUUCCGACUUGAUCAUUGUCUUGAAAGACGGUCAAGUAAGCGAGCAAGGGACGCAUGAGGAAUUACUUCGUCAAGGAGGAUUGUACUAUCAGAUGUGGGCCCAGCAGGCUUCAGAUGCCUUUGCGGAAGAGGCGGAGGAUAGCGAAGUCUUACCACAGCAACAUGCAUAGUUCACUCUAUGAUACAAAAGUUGGGAAAUGAUUCCAGAAGGUCAAUGACACCUCUUGAUAUCUCC